AUGACAGAGGAAAACAGCACAGAUCAUUGUGGGGAUGCAAACAAAGCAUUUACCUCCAGCCAAGGACAACUCCUGGUGGGUGAUAAAAAGUACACGGUGCGUUCACUAAAAAUGAACGGCGCGACAAUGAUGUUUCUUGGCUCCGCCGAGCCAGAGUGUUUGGACGAGAUGGCAGUAGCAAUGCAAAUGCCGCAGGAUGGUCAAAUAAUUGGAACGACGAUAUUAGGGGCACAAAGCAGCAUAACAGAUUCACAAAGACUGGCAGAACAGUUUACACGUCGCUAUGGACGACAGUUUUUUGUUAGUUUCAAUGCUCAAGUUGAUCGAAUGACGGCACCACUACUUGAGAAACAGCUAAAUGAAUAUAUGCGUAAUAAUAAGGAUUUGUUUGUUUAA
Musca domestica (house fly) is the source of this 396-nucleotide messenger RNA. RefSeq lists its product as uncharacterized. NCBI's taxonomy places the organism in Eukaryota, Metazoa, Arthropoda, Insecta, Diptera, Muscidae. The transcript has a single exon. Gene Ontology annotation, biological process: proteasome assembly. Bases 1 to 396 code for a protein of 131 amino acids. The record is from RefSeq and is a predicted model, not a curated record.